AUGGAGCCCACUUCCUCAGAACCAUUUGGCCAACCAGCGCGUCGUGGCCGUCCAAAAGCACCAGACGCCCCUCUUCCAGAUGAUGAACAUGGCCGUCGAAAAGCACGUAUGAGGCUUGCUCAGCGUUCGUAUCGUGUCAAGAAGGAGGACGCCUUGAGGGCGGCUACGGAAAAGUCGGCUCGACUAGAGACUGCUAUGCGCGGCAUGCUUGAUUCUUUCAAGACGUUUCAGGAAACACUGGUUAACGAGGCUGACUCGGGCACGAUACCUAAAGACCUUGCUCUUCAUAUUAGCAGAGCUGCCAUCCAGAUUGCCACCAUUUCCAAGGACAGUGGCAUUAAUGCUCCUCCUGCUACUGUUAAAUCGAAUAACUCCAGCGAGCCCCAAGACGGCCAAAAUGCCGCCCAACGCUUUGUGCAAGCCACCAUGGAGCAUACAGUCAAGAUGGUAGCCGAGGGCACUCCCACGCAUAGCUGCCUCCCCCCAGCGCUUCUGGAGCAUCUCAAACUAAGCCCUGCUCAAGUACUCCUAGCCCAAACUCUGGGUCAGUUUUCCGACGCACAGACAGCAAGCCCUGGCGAUAUCCCAUAUGCAAAGCCCGUGCUAGACGCACUAUCACCCAUGUUCCGUCUAAACCAGGGCGAUACGAGCCAGCUACUUCCUCGCCGACCACCGCCCCAUCUACAGCGGCUCACCUACGGUCUGACGCGGACCAUUCUGGCAACCAAUCUACCCGAGUUGAUGGGCGAAUGGCUUGAACCACCGGAUGUUGAAGAGUAUCUUGCACAGCGCGGAAUAAUGGUUCGUGAAAACGCGACGACAGACCUCAUUAGCUUGCAGGUUGACAGCGGGCCCGUUAAUGUUCCGACGCAAACCGAUGAUCAGUAUGGCGUUGUGGAAUUCCUACCCUCGGCUGAGGAUUGGAUCAACGACCCUGAACUGGAAAUCCCCGACACCGUUCUCGACUGGACCAUUUUUGGCUGUAUAAAAGACGAUGCACAAACUAUCCCGACUGGCAUGCGAACCAUUACGCCAUCGACAAGCGAUACCGAAGGAACAUGGGCGUCGACGCUCUCCACAUCCGAACCGCGCACUCCGCUCGGUGGGCAAGUUGACAACACAAUCACUAUUGACGUGAGUAAGCUGAUCGAUGGCCUCGCAGCGAGGGCAAGAUGCUUAGGACCGGGGCCGGGAAUACGACGGGAGGGUGUCGACGAAGCUAUCCGGGAAGCUGUAGUGUAA
Molecule: messenger RNA, 1242 nt
Organism: [Torrubiella] hemipterigena
Lineage: Eukaryota; Fungi; Ascomycota; Sordariomycetes; Hypocreales; Clavicipitaceae
Source: the annotation of a GenBank genome assembly